CUCCUGGAGGUUCGUAUGCCCAGACGUGAUGCAGUGGAUUUCGCGGAAAAUUGGCCAGUAUAAAAGCCAGCUAUUGGCUGGAGAACAUCUCAAACCAUUUCUCACAUUUUUAAGAAGAAGAUCUAUAGUGAAUUGUGUUGGAAAUAAAUCUUCAAGAUGAUGUCGAAACAUCUUGACUCUUCCCCAAAUGCCGGUAUCAAUAAGAAUGUCCUGGCCAGGUACACGGACCUCCCGUGGCCUGAGGGCAAGAUCCUCGCCACUUACAUCUGGAUUGAUGGCACAGGCCAACAUUUGAGGUGUAAAGAUCGCACAUUGGAGUUCAUUCCCAAGUCGCCAAAGGAUUUGCCAAUUUGGAACUACGACGGCAGCUCGACGUAUCAGGCCAGUGGUCAUAAUUCCGACGUCUACCUCCAUCCGGUGGCCAUCUACAGGGAUCCCUUCCGCCGUGGCAACAACAUUCUGGUGCUCUGCGAGACCUACAAUUUCGAUGGAACUCCCACUGCUUCCAACAAACGAGCAGAUUGCGCCAAGACGGUGAAAGCGUGCGCCCACGAGGAACCCUGGUUCGGCAUUGAGCAAGAGUACACGCUUCUGGACUACGAUCAGAGACCUUUCGGCUGGCCCAAGAACGGCUUUCCUGGCCCACAGGGGCCCUAUUAUUGCGGUGUGGGUGCAGAUAAGGUGUUCGCCCGUGACAUCGUUGAGGCCCACUAUCGGGCUUGCCUCUACACUGGCGUGAAGAUUUGCGGCACGAAUGCCGAAGUGAUGCCCGCUCAGUGGGAAUACCAAGUGGGCCCAUGCGUAGGCAUCAGUAUCGGGGAUGACCUGUGGAUUUCGCGCUUUCUGCUGCACAGAAUUGCUGAGGAGUUCGGUGUGGUUGCCACACUAGAUCCCAAGCCCAUGACGGGCGAUUGGAAUGGUGCUGGUGCCCACACGAACGUGUCCACAAAGACAAUGCGCAAUCCAGGAGGAAUUGUGGCCAUUGAGGCGGCCAUCCAGAAGCUCUCGCAAUGCCACGAGCGUCACAUCAAGGCGUACGAUCCACUCGGUGGGGAGGAUAAUAUGCGUCGUCUGACAGGACGCCACGAGACGAGCUCUAUUCAUGACUUCAGCGCCGGAGUGGCUCAUCGUGGGGCUUCUGUGAGGAUUCCGCGUGGCGUGAACGACGAGAAAUGCGGAUACUUCGAGGAUCGCCGGCCAAGUUCCAACUGUGACCCAUACAGUGUGGUCAAUGAAAUCUUGAAGACCAUCUGUCUGAACGAAGUAUAAUUCAGGACAUCUUCCUUCGCGGGACUCUGUGAUUUCUCUUUUAUACUCUCUUCUUUUCCGCGCACGACACGCAGUCCUGGAAGAUUACCAGUAGUGCAAGAUUUCCUAGGCACCAAUAAGCACUUGUUAGCGUUAUUGCCUGUAUCAAUGAUAUUCGAGUGAUUUUCCCAAUAAAUCAAGUUGUUAACACU
This is a messenger RNA of Phlebotomus argentipes, 1460 nucleotides long. It is a transcript of the gene Gs2, whose product is annotated as glutamine synthetase 2 cytoplasmic. The record is from RefSeq and is a predicted model, not a curated record. Gene Ontology annotation, molecular function: glutamine synthetase activity. Gene Ontology annotation, cellular component: cytoplasm. The transcript is spliced from 4 exons. The coding region runs from base 157 to 1269 and encodes 370 amino acids. NCBI's taxonomy places the organism in Eukaryota, Metazoa, Arthropoda, Insecta, Diptera, Psychodidae.